Messenger RNA from Scomber japonicus (chub mackerel), 3787 nucleotides. It is a transcript of the gene rab3gap1, whose product is annotated as RAB3 GTPase activating protein subunit 1. The record is from RefSeq and is a predicted model, not a curated record. Gene Ontology annotation, molecular function: GTPase activator activity. Gene Ontology annotation, biological process: positive regulation of GTPase activity. The transcript is spliced from 25 exons. The coding region runs from base 17 to 2983 and encodes 988 amino acids. NCBI's taxonomy places the organism in Eukaryota, Metazoa, Chordata, Actinopteri, Scombriformes, Scombridae.
AGAGCAAGAUACUAACAUGGCUGCUGACAGUGACCCCGAGUCAGAGGUGUUUGAGAUCACCGAUUUCACCACCGCGUCAGAGUGGGAACGGUUUGUGUCCAGAGUUGAGGAAGUACUAAAUGACUGGAAACUGAUUGUAAACUCAGGAGGAAAGUUGUUCCCAGAGAAGGGUGAAUACAGCAGUGGUACCUGGGGGGAGAAGUCUCAAGAGAUUAACUUCGCUGAUUUUAAGUUCUCCAUAACUCACUACUUUCUGAAACAAGAAUGUGAGAAGGACGAUGGAAAGGAUGAGCUCGAAGAAGAUACCUUCCCUUUGGCAAUGCAAGACCUUCUGUGCAUGAACAAUGACUUCCCUCCUCGAGCCCACUGUCUGGUUAGAUGGUAUGGUAUACGAGAGUUUGUUGUCAUUUCCCCUGGAACCAACUGUGAGGCCAUCAUCAGCGAAUCCAAAUGCAAUCUGCUUCUCAGUUCCAUCUCCAUUUCUCUGGCCAACAGUAGCUGCCAGGUGCCCAUGUUUGUGCAGAUCCAGCAGAAGUGGAGGCGAAUGUACAUUGGAGAGUGCCAGGGACCAGGUGUGCGCACUGAAUUUGAGAUGGUCCAUCUCCGCAAGGUUCCAAGCCAGUACAACCACCUGUCUGGACUGCUUGACAUCUUCAAGUCUAAGACCGGCUGUACCCUGUCCCCUCUACCUCCAAUCAACAUUGCCAUCCGUUUCACGUAUAUUCUCCAGGACUGGCAGCAGUAUUCAUGGCCACAGCAGCCCCCAGACUUUGACACACUCCUCUGUGGUGAGGUGGGAGGGGUAGAGUUUGGGAAGCUCCCUUUUGGAGCCUGUGAGGAGCCAAUCAGUGAGCUUCAUCUUGCAACCACUUGGCCUCACCUGACAGAAGGCAUAGUUGUGGAUAAUGAUGUCUACAGUGACCUUGACCCUCUCCAAGCUCCUCACUGGUCAGUCAGAGUCAGGACAGUUGAAAACCCUCAGUGUCUACUGGGUGACUUUCUUAGAGAGUUCUUAAAGCUCUGUUGUAGGAAGGAGUCUACAGAAGAGGUUCUGGGAAGAGGAUUGGCUGAAGAGGAGGGGAAAGAAAAUAGUGACAUCAGCUCUGCUUUAUCCAAGCUGACAGAGCCAGCAGCAGCAGUGCCAAUCUCCAAACUCUCUGUGUCCAAUAUGGUACAUAGUGCCCGAAAGCAUAUCCAACGCCACAGACGAAGUGAUGAGUCACCACUCAACUCUGAUAUACUCAAUUCCAUCCUUCUGUAUCUCUUCCCAGAUGCUGCUGUGGAGAAGUCAUCAGAGAAAACUGCAAAGUCAAAUGCCUGUGGGAAGACCGACCAAGAUAAAAACUCUGACUAUAACCUUUUCCUGCAGAUGAAGUCAGCACCCAGUGACAGUCUGACCUACCGCCUGGCUUUGUGUGUGUGUCUUGUCAACUUCUACCAUGGUGGGCUGCGGGCUGUCGCCCACCUGUGGCAGGAGUUUGUCCUAGAGUUGCGCUACCGCUGGGAAAACAACUUCCUCGUCUAUGGACUAGCUGGUGGACCUCCUGAUCUUCGUUGUUGUCUUCUUCAUCAGAAGCUUCAGAUGCUGAACUGCUGCAUUGAGAGGAAGAGAGCCAGAGAUGAAGCUCGCAAGGUGCUGGAAGGAAGCAAAGAGAGAGAGCGCUGUUUAUCCAGUGGACGCCAGAACAGCCGCUCUGUACCAGAAUCCACAACUGCAAUGACUUCAUCCAGGUUAACAAGGGAGGUUUCUCCAGGGAAAUCUUGGGACUCAUGGAGCGACAGUGAAGAUGAGUUCUUUGAGUGCUUAAGUGAUCAGGAGGAGAUGGAGGCUCCACACACUCAUGGGGGAGAGGAUGACAGUAAAAUCAAAGCAGAGGGCAGGAUGCACCCUUAUAACAACAUGGUUCUACUUAACUCUACAGAGCUUCUCUAUGUUCCUGUCACACAGGAACCUGCUCCCAUGACUGAAGAUCUAUUAGAGGAGCAAUCAGAAGUACUGGCAAAACUAGGCACAUCAGCUGAAGGUGCUCACCUCCGUGCGCGGAUGCAGAGUGCCUGUCUGCUCUCUGACAUGGAGUCAUUUAAGGCAGCCAACCCAGACUGUGUUCUAGAGGACUUUGUGCGCUGGUACUCACCCAGGGAUUAUCUGGAAGAGGAAGUGGUCAAUGAGAAUGGUAGCAAAAUGGUGAAAGGUGAGCUUAGUGCCAGGAUGAAGAUCCCAGGCAACAUGUGGGUGGAGGCUUGGGAGACCGCCAGGGCUACACCAGCACGUCGCCAGAGAAGGCUUUUUGAUGACACUAAGGAGGCUGAAAAGGUUCUGCACUAUCUGGCAAUGCAGAAACCUGCUGACUUGUCCCGCCAUCUUCUGCCCUGCAUAUUUCAUGCUGCAAUUCUGAAGUUGAAGGAGGAAGAGUCAGUCGAGGACAUUCCAUCACUCAAAAAGACUAUUCAGCAGGCCACGUCUCAAGUCAGCAAGCUGCUACACCACCCCAACCAUGACUACAAGAAGUUAGAGGAUUUCAUUAACCAGUUGAUGGCCGUGGAGACAGUCAUCACCCGAGCUCGCUCACUCAAGGCCAAGUUUGCCAUUAGUGAGGGUGAGAAGGCAGAGGACACAGAAGAGCUGGAGAUGUUUGUGAGCUCCCUGCUGGAAGAACCAGAGGUGGAGGUGAUUGGAGCUGGUCAGGGGCCAGCAGGCAGCAUCAUCCACAGACUGUUUGUCAAUGCUCAGAGGGCUGCUCUCCUUACACCACUGGAGGAAGACUUCAGCCAUGCAGCCAGAACAGAGGACAAGAAGUCAACUGUAGGAAGCAGCAACGUGCCUGACUUUCCUUCUCCAGCAGGCCGGGAGGUCCUGUUACGUACAUGUGUUCCUCGUCCAGCAUCAUACUCCAAGGCUCUACCUCAGCGGCUCUUUUGCGUGUUGAUGAGAGAUGAAUUCAGGCUGGCUGGGGCUUUCUCCUCAGACACUUCAUUCUUCUAAGAACUAACACCCAUUUUGAAGAUAUUUCAUCUGAAACAGUUUUCCAUUAAACAAUUAUGAUUUGUAGCCAAAACUGGAGGAGCUGUUAAGAACACAUUAUUCUAUUUUGUUAGUGGAUCCACUGUGGGUUAAUGAGUUUACAGUUCAAAACUGGUGGAUGUUUUCAUUUAGGCAUAACAUAACUCCCCUUAGCCAACAUACUUAAUGAUCACUGUUAUCUCAAAAUACACACAAAACACAAAAAAAUUAAAAAAAUUAAAUAAAAUGCAAUGUUCAGCAGCGCUGAUGUUAUGGACACACUGAUGUUCAAAUCUGUGGAUGAAAUUGUAAACUUGAUGUGCCAGUCCAGGUUGGACUUUCAUUCACUGUCUGGCGGGCUGCUUGCAACUGUUAAUUUGGCUCAUUUAAUCGUGACGGGAGGGAGGAGACAAUAUCUAUCCUAUAUCUGAAGACCUGAGAACCUGCUGUAAUUCAGCUGUCUGACAAAAGAAAAAUAUGUUCUGACCACAUUCCAAGUGACAGAAAAACAUUUUUGCAUGCCAUGUCCUAUAUUGUCAUAUUUUUGUGGUGUAGUAAUGGGUUAACUGGUCCCACUUGAUAUGCUGAUGGCAUUCCUGUCCUGGCAUCAGUGUGUGUAGAUUUAAAAUCUCUGAAAUGCAAUGAUGUACUUAUGAUUGGAGGUUAAGUUAACCAACUCUUUAAAUUCUUUGUAAGUGGAUAUGUAGGCACUGUCUGUGUGUAUAGUACGCACUUAAUGUUGUUUCUUAAUGUCCUCUUAUUUAAAAAUAAACCUUUUUGCUGUCU